This is a messenger RNA of Insectozyma verbasci, 801 nucleotides long. The record is from the annotation of a GenBank genome assembly. Lineage: Eukaryota; Fungi; Ascomycota; Pichiomycetes; Serinales; Debaryomycetaceae.
AUGUCAGCUCCUUGUCAUUGUAAACAUGGUGAAUCAAAUGGAAUAACUGAACAUUCACAAUUAUCACCAGAUUUACAACAACAAUUUCAAGAUUCUAAUCAUCCAGCAAAUUUAAUUUGUGAAUUAUGUAGAUUAUUUUAUGAUAAUAAUUGGGUAACUGGAACUGGUGGAGGUAUAUCGAUAAGAGAUGUUGACAACAAUCCAAAUUUAGUUUAUAUUGCACCUUCAGGUGUCCAAAAGGAAAGAAUUAAACCAUGGGAAAUGUUUCUAGUUGAAUUACCAGAUGAGAAAGUAUUAAGAUCUCCAAAUGAUAUACCAAAAGAGUUGACUAAAAGUUAUAAGUAUAAACCAAGUGCAUGCACUCCAUUAUUUAUGUCAUGUUAUAAAUUAAGAGAUGCUGGUGCUUGUAUUCAUACCCAUUCUCAAAAUGCAGUAAUGAUUACAUUAUUAUUUGAAAAUCAAAAAGAGUUUACGAUUUCUCAUAUUGAACAAAUUAAAGCUAUUCCAAAAUUAGAGAAGAAAGAUGGUAAAGUGGUUAAAGUUGGUAAUUUAGAGUAUUUUGACAAGUUGGUUAUUCCAAUUAUUGAAAAUACUCCUCAUGAAGAAGAUUUAACUGAUAGUUUACAAGAUGCAAUUGAAUCAUAUCCUGGUUGUACUGCUGUUUUAGUUAGAAGACAUGGUAUUUAUGUUUGGGGUGAGACUGUUUGGAAAGCUAAAGUUUAUAAUGAAGCUAUUGAUUAUUUAUUAGAAUUGGCUAUAAAGAUGAAAAUGAGUAAUAUUAAACUAGUUACAAAUGAGUAA